AUGAUCAACAUUCUAGAAAAGGCAGAUGUGUUCCGCUACCCAGGUGUCGAGGAAGAACUCCGUCGGAAUUUGCAGGCGCGGGGCAAGAAUUAUAACAUCGGGAGUAGUAGCACUAGUAGCAAUAGUAAUAAUGCGGGGAAAUCGGGGACAGCCCAAGCGAGUAGAGCGUGGGGGUAUGAAGAGAGGCAGCGACGCGAUGAGGCGGCGGGGAUACUGGAGAGUGAGGAGAUGGUGAUGUGGAUUGCGGGGGUGAGGAAUGAGAGUAUAACGCAGACGCGGGCGUAUUAUCGGAAUGUACUGCUUGGGCUGGAGACGUGCGCGAAGGAUGCGCUUGUUUGGCGGGAUGAGUGGGAGGGGACGCAGCAGCAGCAGGGUCGUGAUGGGGAGGGGUCGGGGAGUCCUGGGAGGAGCGGGAAGGGGAAGGAGAGGGAGAUUGCGAAGAUGAGGAAGAGGGUGAGUUUGGGGGUGGGACAGUAG
Molecule: messenger RNA, 477 nt
Organism: Bipolaris oryzae ATCC 44560
Lineage: Eukaryota; Fungi; Ascomycota; Dothideomycetes; Pleosporales; Pleosporaceae
Exons: 3
Coding region: 1-477 (158 amino acids)
Source: RefSeq, a predicted model, not a curated record